AUCGGGAAGGAACCUAAAGUCGACUCCAUCGCAGUUUUCAGCGUUUCCAGUCGGUCGACGGCGGCGGAGUGCGGCGGUUUUGCUGCGUUUGAACAAUGCCAGAGCUUCCGGAGGUGGAAGCGGCGCGCAGGGCGGUGGAGGAACACUGUGUGGGGAAGAAGAUCAAUAAAUGCACCGUAGCUGAUGAUUCGAAGGUAGUCGACGGCGUCUCCCCGAAGGACUUCGAAGCAGCGCUCGCUGGGAAAACUAUAGUCGCCGCGCAUCGGAAGGGGAAGAAUAUGUGGCUCGAGCUCGAUUCACCUCCUUUUCCCACGUUUCAAUUCGGAAUGGCUGGAGCUGUAUAUAUCAAGGGAGUUGCAGUCACUAAAUACAAGAGGUCUGCUGUAAAGGAUACAGACGAGUGGCCCUCUAAGUAUUCUAAGUUAUUUGUUCAACUAGAUGAUGGUUUGGAAUUCUCUUUCACAGACAAGAGGCGGUUUGCUAAAGUCCGUCUGAUUGACAAUCCAAUUUCUGCUCCCCCUAUCUCUGAGCUUGGUCCUGACGCAUUAAAGGAACCCAUGACGGAAGAUGAGUUCUAUAGUGCUUUAUGCAAGAAGAAAAUUGGGAUUAAGGCCCUUUUACUCGACCAGAGUUUUAUCUCCGGUAUUGGUAAUUGGAUGGCUGACGAAGUGCUCUAUCAAGCUAGAAUUCAUCCACAGCAAGCUGCUUUGAGCAUGUCCAAAGAUAGCUGUGCAACCCUGCUCAAGUCCAUUAAUGAGGUUACAAUAUUUGCCGUUGAAGUGGAUGCUGACAGCCUCCGAUUCCCUGUCGAGUGGUUGUUUCAUUAUCGCUGGGGCAAAAAACCUGGAAAAGUAAUCGAAAAGGCUAUUCACGUCGGGGCAGAUAGUAGUCAGUUCCCUAGUGAUUGGAUUUUCCAUUCCCGGGAAAAGAAGCCCGGCAAGGCUUUUGUUGAUGGGAAAAAAAUUGCCUUCAUCAAUGCCGGUGGCCGGACGACAGCCUAUGUGCCGGAGUUGCAAAAGUUGCCCGGUGAUCAAGCUGUAAAAGAAUCGCGGAAACUAUCAAAAGGCGCAUCGUCUGGCAAUGGUGACGAAUCUGGAAAUGACGAGGAACUUGUGCCACCGAAUCCCAAGAAGGACAAAAAGACUAGUCGAGCUAGGCAGCACUCCACGAAGAAGAGGGCGAAUGGAAGUAGCGACGAUUCUGAAGAAGAUGAGUCUGGAAAUGUAUCUUCAAAGAGACCUGCUAAAAGAAAAGCAAAGGAGAACGACAAGGCGAGGAGACAAACAAGAGGGAGAACUAAAGUCGAGCAAAUUGAUGAUGAGGCGAGCAACGAAAGUGGUAGUGAAGAUGGAGAGGAAGAACCUCCGGAUGUCAAGAAUAGAACGCCGUCCAAAAAAAGGGCCGCGCCAAAACAAAAAGGGAGGCCGAAGCAGAAAGCAAAGUAA
Messenger RNA from Andrographis paniculata, 1445 nucleotides. RefSeq names its product formamidopyrimidine-DNA glycosylase. Bases 96 to 1445 code for a protein of 449 amino acids. Gene Ontology annotation, biological process: base-excision repair. The record is from RefSeq and is a predicted model, not a curated record. Gene Ontology annotation, molecular function: DNA-(apurinic or apyrimidinic site) endonuclease activity; damaged DNA binding; zinc ion binding. The transcript is spliced from 11 exons. Gene Ontology annotation, cellular component: nucleus. Lineage: Eukaryota; Viridiplantae; Streptophyta; Magnoliopsida; Lamiales; Acanthaceae.